CGUGAAAUAGGCGUCUAAUGAUUAAUUGAAAGGCAAUUUCACCGCAUCCAUUUUCUGGAGGGUUGAGCCCCACGGAGAGAGAUUGCUCUGACUUUCUCUCUCAGUAUAUCUGCUAUUUAAUUCCUUCACCUCAAUUUACCCCUUCGAUUUGUGCAAUUAUUUUGUUACAUUUUUGUCUUGUUUAUUACAGGCCCUGUGAAAUUUUUAUCUUGGUUUAUGGUGGCAACAUUGUUUCUUAUCCGAUCUAUUUCAGCUUGGUUCCUCCAAUUUAUCGCAUGCAUGGGUGGCUGUCUGGGAUCCAGUAGUAAAACCAAAUUAACUUCUUCAGUUCAUGAACCACUGAAUGGGCAAAAACAUCUAGAUCAUUUAGUACAUAAAGCUAAACUAUCUGCCGACUUUUGGACAACUAGCACGUGUGACAUGGAUAACCACAGUGCAGCUCAGUCACGAGGAAGCAUCUCGUCAAUUAGUACAUCUACUCAGACACACGAUGCUCAUGGCACUGCAAAUACGACAAACCAUUCUGAAUUUGUAAAUCAUGGAUUUGUUCGCUGGAACCAAAUCAGACAGCAGUGGGUCGGACAUAAAAUUCCUGAGAACCAACCAAAACAGCUACUUGAACCCAAAUUAAGGGCGAAACUUAUUGUGGGAAGAAAAAGGUGCUAUGCUGCAGCUGGAUUUGAAAGAAUGGAAUCAAAGUGAUAGGUUGGACAUGGUGCUAUUCUUUUGGCAUGGGUAAUUAUCUAGGUGUUUUUUGAGUUUCUGAAUUCUGAUCAUAAAAUGUAGCAUUCUAGAGCUCUGGCAAGGCAAAUGUACAACAUUUCACCAUAUCUUCUUUCUUCAACAAAUUAGAUCCAAGCAAAUUAGGCCAAAAUUAUUCUGAUAGGAUUGAUGUUUAGUUGGCAAAUUGUAUACCAAAGGAGUAUAAUUCAACAGUCUGUUAGUGGGAUCGAACACCUCUUUGGUGCAGUAACCCUGUUUAAUUGUGACAUGCUGCAACAAGUUCUAAAAUUAUAACUGUCUAAAACUCCUUAAAGGUAAAUAUCCCAUGUGAACAUGGCACACGUUAGAGUUGAGGUGUGGCUCUUUGACCUAGCCAAAUAUUUUCAGUUGCUUAAUGAGGCGAUACUAUUGUCACCUUCUGUCUCAU
Molecule: messenger RNA, 1150 nt
Organism: Lycium ferocissimum
Lineage: Eukaryota; Viridiplantae; Streptophyta; Magnoliopsida; Solanales; Solanaceae
Exons: 4
Coding region: 217-702 (161 amino acids)
Source: RefSeq, a predicted model, not a curated record